Messenger RNA from Monomorium pharaonis (pharaoh ant), 4416 nucleotides. RefSeq lists its product as uncharacterized. The record is from RefSeq and is a predicted model, not a curated record. The transcript has 4 exons. Bases 814 to 2832 code for a protein of 672 amino acids. NCBI's taxonomy places the organism in Eukaryota, Metazoa, Arthropoda, Insecta, Hymenoptera, Formicidae.
GAUAAAUUUACCAAGAAGUUGGAACAACAACCGACCCUUAAAGCAAAAAAUUUUGGAGAUUUCAAGCAACGCGAACAAACCUAUAGUCAAUAUUUAUUAUUUGAUUUUGCACUUCGCUUUCUUUCAUUGUCUCUCUUUCUUUCUUUCUCUGUAACAUCCAAUUCAAUAUAUAUUUAUCUCGUUUUAAGUACAAAAUUUUCGAGGAUUGCAAUUAAAUCGAAUAAAUCAAUGUUUAGCUAAAAAGAACAGACCUAACGUUGAGCGUUCAUUGUCCAUUUUACAGCCACGAAAGCUGCAGAGUCAAAAUUUUUUAAAAUUUAGUAUUUAGUUCAAUAUAGAUUUCUCAAAAGUGCUGUUUUAUCUAUCUUGUAAUGUAUAUACAAACAUUAAAAUUCCUUCAACUAUAUUAAAAAAUUGUACUCCGUAAUAUUAUUUGGACAAGGAAUUUUAUUGUAAAAACUUUUUAUUAUAAAAAAAAAGAACUUUUUUACAUCAACUUUUGAUUGUAGAUCUUCAUUCUUUACAAAAGUUGAUAUAAAAAAAUUAUUUUUUACAAAGUUUUUUUUUAAUAUAUCGAUAAUUCGAUCUAAAUGACUUGAACGCAGAUAUAGCAUAAAUUCGAGCUUCGAGUUUCGAGUCACGUUAUCUCGAACGGCCGCUUCUGUUUUCCCUCUCCGAUAAAGAAGUUGUAACAAGGGGAGGAACAUACAUCUGACCACUUAACCACUGACCUGUAACAAUUUGGAAAACGCUCAUGAUAACGCGUUGUGGAUCUUGAUUCUGCUCGUCGGCUUCACCUUAACGAAUGGUGUUAUGCCGAAAUUGGCAACCUUCUCGGCCGUUUGGAUAUUGACGCUCCUCUUUCGCCUAGUCGUGACGAAAAAUAAAACGUAUCCAGAACAAAACGUUUAUAUCUUGGAUUCUGGAGAGGACCGAUUGGCACAAGAUCCCUCCAGGAGCUUUUGGAAGCAAAGACCAUUUCGUGAAAACGAAUCGAUCGAGACUGUCAGAUCAGAAUCCCGGAACAACAUUUUGCGACUUCGAACAGCAGGAGAUACAGAUCUCGAAGAAAAAUAUAUAAACGCCAGUGUAAACUUUGAUGGGAAAACUUUGACAGAUUAUAACGGUCCAGUUAUAAUGGAGGAUCACGAUGACACGGGCGAUCGGAAUCUCACGGGCCACAUACGCGUCAAGAGAAGCGAGCCGAUCGUUCGUCGUCGAUUAACUCGCUCCAUGAUCGAUUCGCUAUUGAACUCCCGGGAUAAUAUCAACGGGAAAGACGGGAUUUUGGGCAACUCGACGUUCGAAGAAUCGCGUGUGGAUCGCGAGAAUCGAUCUGCCACCGUGUCGCACUCGAGGCGCAAACGAGGAGUCCUGCCGAAAGACGGGCACCGCAGGAGACGCGUGAAGGGAAACGUCGGGCAUACGAGGCAUCGUGCUGAGGCGAAAAAUAAAAACAAGAAGUAUAAUGCUUUAAAAUCCUCCCAGCGACAUGUCGCGAAAAAGACGAGCAAUCCGAGCGCGAAAAAAAAAGGUAAGAAUACUCAAAAAAUCGCCGCCAGAACGAUCGACGAAUCGCAGGCAGAGUCCAGAAUAGAGAAAAGGGAAUCUAAAAAUAGCGGCUUAAAUACUAAUACUAUCAAUAUUGGGGAAACGGGUGCCUCAAUUGGUCAGGAAGAAAAUACACCCUUAAUUAACGAUAGAAAUCUCGCUGAACAGCGAAAAGAGAACACCCUUAUGUUACCCUUUGUGCACGCCGGAAGAGCGGAACUGCGUGUUCGUAUUGAAAAAAUCCCCACGACCGAGUCGUCGUUUAUCAAUCCUAACCAUUGGACAGAUCGUUCUGUUGAGACUAGUCCCUGUUCGAUUAUCUUACCGAAAUUCAAUAUGAGCGGCGAAAUUCCCGAUGUCACAAAUCUCGAAAUUGUUCCGAAUUUUGACUCUGAUGGAAGAAAGAAGGCUAAUAAUUUAACAGUGGAGAUUACAUUAAAGAAGCUAGAUGACGAAAAUAACGCGUGUGAUCAGGAACCAAGCGAUUCUAAGGACAGGCCGGCGUCGUUCUAUAAUAUGGAAUCUCAUUCGGUUGGAUCCAACGUGCCGAAAAUCGAGGAUGACCGAAACCCAGAAAAUGAAAACUACGAUCGUACGAACGAGAUAUCUGGGGGAUCUUCGGACGAGGACGCAAAGUGGCGCGCGAAGAGAAACCAGGAAAUUAUGUCUAAGUGCAAUCUACGAAGUGAUAAGAAUGCGAAGGAAUCGGGAUAUCUCAAACACGUCGAACAAGGAACCCUGAACGGAGACGCGAAGAGCGAAAAGACAAGAUACAGAAGGACCGUGCGAUCAAUCGAAGAAAUUAAGGAUCUUGCCGAAAAAUUAAUCAUUAAGAUAAGCGAAUUGCAAGUAUACGUGAGCAAUCGUAAUGAGACUUUACACGCGAGAGAUCCUUGUUUCGGUAAAAACGCAGAUCGCGUAAUCGUCAGGGAAGACCCGACGAUUUCUCUGAAGAAGAAAGACGCUUCCAUGGCGACCAAAGUCGCCGAGAACGCCAACAAUCGCGAGCGUUUCGCGAAGAACGCCUUAGCAAGUAAAAGAGCAUCUCAAAUGCGUUCUAGCGGCUCGAGAUUCGCGCGGGGAGACUAUCGGACAAGAGGAUCGCGUCGCAAGUGGGGCAGGUGGAUGGAUUGGAGCAGCUGUAGCGUCACCUGCGGUAAAGGCCGACAGAUCAGGUGGCGGCAUUGCCUGCACGAUUGCAACGACGCGGAAACCGAGAUGGAGGAGAAAGCGUGUCAAUUGCCGGCCUGUCCUCCAAGUAAGUUCCUCGGGAUAUUCUAAAAGAUUUUCCUUUUUUCGACAAUCGAUGAUCAGUGAAUAUUCUGCGACACCACCGUUAUCGUAAUUAUUAAGGGAAUAUAUAUUGCGGUACAGCAAUAAUUUGACAUGAUAAAAUUAUUCAUCCUCCAAUUGUUCAAAAGAAAUAGAACCACUUGUUAACGUAGCUACUCUUUAAAGAUCAUAAAUUCCAUGAGGAAAGUUCGCGAAGUAUUAAAUCUUUUAUAUCAUUUUAUUUUAUUCUUUUUUCUAUGGAUAACAAUUUUUAUACAAAGUUUUUUUUAUAACUUUAGAUCACGUGCUUAUAUUUUACACUUUCAAAAUCACAAAAAUGCAAUUUACGAUCUAUCAUUUAUCCCGGCAGGAUAAAUUGAACGAUGAAAUUUUUUAAAUUCGCAAAUAUAUAUACAAAUGUUAUCGCCAUAUAAAGGUACGAGUGAAUUUUUUUUUGUAACCUCGUGAACCUUCCUUGAUUAUCGAUCUAUAUGUAACAUGGUUGUAUUUCACAUAAUUGUGUAACAAAUCAUUUGAUGUAUAUUUCUCAUCGUCUCAUUAUCAAAUACAUAAUAUAUUAUACAGGAUUUUAAACAAUAUCUCCUUCGCCUUCAGUAUUCACAAAUAACGAGAGCAUUCAUUGCUUAAAGAAUAAGUUUGUUGCAGUUCAAUUAUCGUAUUUAUCGUCAGUCACACGAAAUAAGAUUGUCCGCCUUUUGCUAAUCGUGUCACAAAAAUGUUAACGAGCAUAUGCUUUCCGUGCGAGAUACGAAUCUAUACAUUCUUUUUCUUAAUUAAAUGGCGUAGAACUUUGCUAUGUCAAAAGUCCACAUAUUUUUGCGUGUUAUAAAAUCUGAUAUUGUACAAUAUUUAUAAAGUUUUCUACAAUACAUUGUCUCUUACGUUCAUUGUCUGAUACUCACUUGAAAAACUGGUAAUAAAAUUCAAUUGUUUAUUUAAUAAUUCUAAUUUAGGCGUAACGUAAGAAUCGAAGUGUAUUGUGAGUAACACAUAAUUUAUCUACUCUUAAGCUAAAUGACAUGAUAGUACUCUCAGUAAGCAAUUAUUUAUAAAAAAAUUCAACAAAUGCAAAUGUAUCAUGUUUAUGCGGCAAAUUUUAUUAGAAUUAAAAUAUUAUCAUACGUUGUUAUAGUGUCAAUUUUUAAUCAUCAACACUUCAGCGUUUUAUCGUCUUCUUGAAUAUUUGGAUAAGAUACUCAUUGAUACCACUUUUAAAGAAGUUCAUGCACGACUCUCUAGUCAAUAGACAUGAAUUUUCUAAAUUAUUAUUUUAUUCAUAUAUAAGGUAUAUGGAUAAAUAAUAAAAAAAAAGAAUUAUUUUUAAGGUAAAUUAAAUAAGUUUUUAAUAAGCUUCUUUAAAAUUAAAUGAUUUUUUACAUACUAAUAAGAUUUGAAUUCUGUAAAUGAACAACAUGGAUCACAAGAUCUGCGAUUUCACGUACUUUAUGAUUUUUAAGAUUAAAUAUUAAUAAUAAAUUGUCAGUAUCACACAUAUUAUUUGUGGUCAUUAGAGAGUUUGUAAUUUUUAUAAUCUAGUUUUUGGUUUAAAUACUCAGUAAUUACAGAAAAAAA